This is a messenger RNA of Theileria equi strain WA, 1569 nucleotides long. RefSeq lists its product as hypothetical. Lineage: Eukaryota; Apicomplexa; Aconoidasida; Piroplasmida; Theileriidae. Bases 1 to 1569 code for a protein of 522 amino acids. Gene Ontology annotation, molecular function: RNA binding. The transcript has a single exon. The record is from RefSeq and is a predicted model, not a curated record.
AUGAUGUCGACCGAAGACUGUAAGUCAGAGGUAUACGGAGCAAAGGCACCUGUGAACCCUUUCAGGAAUGACUUUGUGAACGAAUUGACGGGUGACAUGAACUCUUUGAAGUUGUCGCAGAGAUAUAGCGACCGAUUGUUGUCUCAGAGUUUUAUGAACGAUAAGACUCACAUAGCCCUCGACUGUCCUGAAGAAUCCGGCUGGCUUUCUGGCCUAGCAGAAUCUUGUGGUAGUUGCAACACAACUAAAACGUUCAUGUAUGAUUCUCUGAACACUCAGUUGACGCAUGAUAAACUAGAUUAUGCCUUUGAUAGCAAUAUUCCAGCUGAUAUAGCAUCCGAUGAUUUAGGAUUUUCGAACAUGACUCUGCCUCUUUUGGACUACUAUCCGAAUUAUGAAGGUGAGAAGAUGAAUGAUCUGACUCCUACUGAUUCACAUGGUACAUCGCCUUUAUCAAUCAACAAACAGAUGAAUCCACAAAACGGUAUGUACAAAUCGACAAGUACUGCGUACUCGAGUAUUUUGUCCUCAGAAAACUUAUCGUUUGAUAACUCCGCCACUAAGGUGACAUCAAACUACAGGAAAACAUCAUAUACAACUCCUGUAAAGGAAUCCUAUGUUUUUUUGAAGAUACUUGCCACACAAUUGGUGUCUGGUACUAUCAUAGGAAGAGGUGGUAAAGGUCUUAACUGGUUUCGUCGCAAGAGUAAGGUGGAUGAUAUUGUUUUAUCCAUGCCAUGGGAAGUUUAUCCCAAGACCGAAUAUAGAACAUUGCUUCUUAAAGGAACACUAAAGCCAGUAAUAAAGGCCACCUGUAUAAUUGCUGACCUGAUGAAUUCCAGAUACUCUUUUAUGGCAGAAGAUAACAUGAUGGUCAUGGUUGUCUUACCAGAAGUCUUUUUGACAGCGAUGGAAGAGAUAAAACGUACCACUAACCAAAACGUACUGACAAUAACCCUCUUUAGGGACGACAAUGUACAACAUCAGGAAAUCGUUGCCGUAUUGAAGGGGAAUAAAUCAAAGAUAAAGGAUCUAGUUGCAGCGAUAUCUACAUCAAUUAGCGAGACCAUCCCACCCGAGAAGUAUUGCUUUGUUUCAUACCCACCUUCCGAUAUUCACGAUAGUUGUAGUCUAUUGGCUUCUGAUGCAAACAAUGAAGCACUGAGAAGACAAGCAAAGUGGCCACUAGACUCGAGCAUAACACUUGGCUCGUGCCCAAAAGUCAUCAAACAACUCAGAGAUAAUGAAAAUGACACACUGGAGGACCUGUUCAAUGGUCUGGAAAGCCUGACUGAUCACAAGGGAAACAUCAUCACGAAUUCAACAAUCGCUUCAAUUAUCAACAACAAGCCGGAAAUACUAUCAAGUAACCUCGAUGUCCACAUCAAUCUUCACGAGAAUCUUCCUGACAGCAUCAUCGAGGUCGCAUCCGUGUACAACUGUGUAGUCACUCAAACGACUGGCGAGGGCGACAAAAUAAUCAAAUGCAAAAUCACUGGCCCAUUCACUGGAUGUUUUGCCACUGCCUUGAUAAUAUUAAAUAGGACUUCAGAAUCAAAAGAAUUGUAA